AUGGCGAACCUCUUCCUCAUUACUCUCAUAACUUUUAGCACUUUACUGGUGACCCCCAUGUAUUUCUUCUUAUGUAACUUGGCCUUCUUAGACAUCACCUACACGUCCGUCACUUCUCCAAAGUUGAUAUGUGCCUUCAUCAUGGCCUUUAGCACUAUGUCUCACUUGGAAUGUACCAUCCAGUAUACUUUCUUUGUUGCUUUUACUUCAGUUGAGUACUUCCUCCUCACAGUCAUGUCUUAUGACCGUUAUGUGGCAGUCUGUAGACCUUUACAUUAUCAUAUGGUUCUCAACAAGAGAUUUUGUAGACUAGCCUCCUUCAUCAUCUGGCUUGGUGGCUUCAUUUUCUCUAUACCUAUAUCUGUUACCACAUCUCGAAACGUCUAUUGCUCCUCCAAUGUCAUCAAUCACUUCUUUUGUGAUAUUGCUGUAUUGCUAGAACUUUCCUCCACCAACACAGCCUCUACCCAGAACAUCAUAUUGUUUGAAGGAGCCUUGUUCUUAACCACCUGCUUUUUGCCCACUGUGGUCUCUUACGUCUUUAUAAUUAAAACUGUUUCCAAGAUAAAGUCUUUGAGUGGGAAACAUAAGGCCUUCUCCACCUGUGCCUCUCAUCUUAUCACAGUCAUUCUGUUCUAUUCAGUGAUCUUCACGCUCUAUAUGAUGCCGAGAGCAUCACUUACACAGAAUCAACGCAAAUUAAUAAGUGUCCUUUUUUCCAUUGUCAUCCCCACCUUGAAUCCUCUGGUGUACAGCUUAAGGAACAAAGAUGUAAUGAGGGCCUUUAGGACGGUUAUAAGACAAUCAACAUUAGUUUAG
This is a messenger RNA of Bufo gargarizans (Asiatic toad), 819 nucleotides long. RefSeq names its product olfactory receptor 1019-like. The coding region runs from base 1 to 819 and encodes 272 amino acids. Gene Ontology annotation, biological process: G protein-coupled receptor signaling pathway. NCBI's taxonomy places the organism in Eukaryota, Metazoa, Chordata, Amphibia, Anura, Bufonidae. Gene Ontology annotation, cellular component: membrane. The transcript has a single exon. The record is from RefSeq and is a predicted model, not a curated record. Gene Ontology annotation, molecular function: G protein-coupled receptor activity; olfactory receptor activity.